AUGACGAAUACGACGAUGGCGGACGAAAACGAAGAGGACCACGGCGACGACAACGAUGACGACAACAUUGACAACAAAAAAGAUGACGAUGUCGACGACAGCGAAGAAGACGACAAUGGCGACGACAAUGACGACGACAACGAAGAAGACAACGAUGACGACGACGAUGUCGACGAGGACAACGAUGACGACGACGUUGACGACGAUGAUGACGACGAUGACGGCGAGGAAGAGGACGAUGGCGAUAAUAAUGAUGAUGGCGACGACAACGAAAAAGACGACGACAACGGAAGAAGACAACGAUGACGACGACGAUGUCGACGAGGACGACAACGAGGACGACAACGAUGA
Messenger RNA from Sabethes cyaneus, 351 nucleotides. Its product is annotated as prostatic spermine-binding protein-like. Lineage: Eukaryota; Metazoa; Arthropoda; Insecta; Diptera; Culicidae. The record is from RefSeq and is a predicted model, not a curated record. The transcript has 3 exons.